AUGUCCUCAACGCGUAGUCAAACAAGCACGUCCGCACAACAUUCUAGCACCAACAAUUCUAACAACAAUAAUCAAAUGAUGAGUAAUAUUUUCGGCGCAAAUGAAUCGCCAUCGCUGGUGGUUGCGUUUCUGGCGAUCGGGCUGUUUAUGGUGGUCAUGGCAGCUUUGUUUGGAUGGAGAAGGAUGCGUAGAGGGAGGCUCGUGGUCCAACCUGCCAGGCCAGUUCGCGUUCGCGGUCGCCCAAGGAAGAAACCGAUCGCGAUAGGAGAGAAACCCACACUUUGGGAUAUGUGGACGAGAAGAAGAGACUCGGAGGUCACGAUCGAUUUAAAAUGGGAAAAUAUAACGCCCUUUUGCGCCACGCGCGUGUUCUGUCGGAAAGAAAAGCCUCGUCGGCCGGUCUUGAUGAAAGCCACCGCUGUCGAGCCUCGAAAUGUGCCCCGUUCAUCGUUUGUGAUGACUCGGAUCUCGGCUUUUAGAGAGCACUUCCGACUGAUUCGGAGUCCUCCACCUCCACCUCCGCCCCCGCCCCCGCCAGAGCCACAAGCGCAUGAACUUGAUGAUAUGUCUGAACGGCCGGAGGGCUCGUUCGUCGUGAUGGCCUUCACGAUUUCCAUGCCGUCGCCUGGUACUAGUACUAAGAAGCGCGAUAACGCCACGAACUCUGAAGUAUCAGACCGGGUGUCUACGCCAGAGCUGCUUCAUGAUACAGAGUUGGGAGAGUAUUGCAUCGGGUCGGUGGAGGUGUCGUGUAGUGAAGAUAGGUGA
This is a messenger RNA of Suillus fuscotomentosus, 768 nucleotides long. RefSeq lists its product as uncharacterized. The transcript has 2 exons. The record is from RefSeq and is a predicted model, not a curated record. NCBI's taxonomy places the organism in Eukaryota, Fungi, Basidiomycota, Agaricomycetes, Boletales, Suillaceae. Bases 1 to 768 code for a protein of 255 amino acids.